Paramuricea clavata is the source of this 9510-nucleotide messenger RNA. The record is from the annotation of a GenBank genome assembly. Lineage: Eukaryota; Metazoa; Cnidaria; Anthozoa; Malacalcyonacea; Plexauridae.
GGUGUACUCUCGGGUAUACUGAUCGAAUUCGUGCUCGUCAGAUGUUUGAAAGCAUGUCUUCAAAGAUGCUGGUGCCAAUGAUUGCAUUUGCAAUGCUAAGAGAUGCCGUUUGCUGCCAAAAAUGUCAAUAUAGUGGUGAAUGGAAAUGCCCGUCAUCCGAAAGUUUAUUACAAGCAUAUAGAGGCUGCAUAAACAGUUGUGGUAAGUACUGUGAAUGUAUACAUCAGACUGAUGGAAGUAAGGUAUCAGCUUCAAAACACUUUUAGGUCACAUCCAAGCAAGUGAUUUUGAAUGCCACCGUAAAAUGUAUUUCCGUCGAAUGAAUUUUGCGUUUGAAUAUUUUGAAAUUGGAAUAAUCAAAGCAUCUUUGAUGAGAACACUCUGCAUGCAAGGUGGGAAGGGGGGAGGGGGGCGGUAUGGGUCGACGAUUCACUUGUCUUAAAAAAGCAAUUUCACAGAAAAAUAGAUUCUAAUAAAAUAAUAUACUGAUAAUAAUAGGUUUAUUAAUGGUACAACCUGUCAGUUACAAACUGUCUACAUCAUAACUUAAAAGUUUGAGAGUGAUGAGUACCUCCGAAAGGUCCCGACGUUUUUACUCUUGUGCAAUCGAGUGAGAUCAUAUAAAUUGAUUAUCGCGUAUCAUGUCUAUUAUGACUGUUAUAAAAUAGAUCGAAAUAAACAAAGCAAAAUCACAGCUCACGAAACAGACAUUCUUAAUUCUCAUUUCAUGGAGCAUUUUUAUCCAGAAUCACGCCUCACGGCUGUAGAACAAAUCACAUUUCACGACACUAAAAUCAAGCAUUUCACAUUUCACGCGAACAAAUAUUGACCAUUCACGGCUCACGAAAAUACCCUUUCCCACCUUCGAUCUCUAUGUAGACCACACAAAAUUUUAAAUAAUGAAAAUUAAGUCAAUUUCACGCGGUACUAAACUGAUAUAUUUUUAAUAGAUGGGGAUUCCCCAUACACAGCGGGUGGUUCUACUGUAAGUCACAUAAUUAUGGCAAUCAUCAACCUUGACCUUCCUUGACCACACCUCCCAGUUUUCGGCAAUCAUUGCCAAUUAAAAUCAAUUAAUGAUUUGAAAUUUCGGCAACGAUUGCGCGAAGCUUUGCGUUGCCGUCACAGAGCAUGACACACAAGUAAUUUCCCUCUCACGACGGUAAUGCAACGAUUUUAACACCAGUACACUUUCAUCGCAAGAAAAAUAUUGUCCGGUAUCCGUAGCUGUAUUAUGGCUCUUGCAACAAUAGAUCGCUGACCAAUCCGUCCAAUCGCAUGCAAGUACAAAAAUCACUUUGAAAAUUUUCUUUGUCGAUGUAUACUGUAGAAAAUAUAUUUCUAUGUCAAGUACGACCACCCAUGCACAAACCAUCCUCGUAUCCAGGGUCUUUUUGGGAAAGACCCUGGUAUUGUCUGCAGGUCAUAUGACUCUGCAAAAACUAAUUGCCCAAGGGGGAGUGGCAAAAUAUCAAAUUACAUGCACAGAAAACGUUAAAUUUCAAAUACCAUGAGUGGGAUUUUACGAUACAUAGUACGAAGCGCCCGCUAACUUCUAUUUAAUUUAUACUUCUGUUUGCUUAUUACAAAAACACGGUAGCAUUUUAUCAACAGUCAAAUCAAGAAACAAAUGAAAUUGUAUACUUUAGUCGUUAAAGUUUGAAGUUGGGUAUUCUCUCUCAAACGUAUUUUCAUAUCCAACCGGUCAGUCGUCGACGUUUCUAUAUUUUCACUUUUAUCUGUUUCUAAAAUAUGUCAUUAAUUAGAUUUGUUGUUUGCAAUAGUACGCGUCUGGUUUAUUGAAGGUUAAUAAAAUUUUGAAACGUAACUUUUUGCCACAAAUCACAAUGUAAACAUGUGGACACUGUCAAACAGAGACUGGAUGAUCACUCUAAACUGUCGAUGAUUUAUCUUUGAAAAUACUUUUAAUAUAGUUCAUCAUAUAUUUAAAACUUGUAGAUAGGCAGGAGAUUGUCAGGUGCACACGUAAAAAUCUCACAUCUAACAUCUUGUAACAAGUCUGCCAACAAGCCGUCAACAAGAUAUAUUCGCACUGCUUGUUACAAGUUGUCAACAGGUUUGGAACAACUUGUUGACAACCUGUAACAACCUUGUCGAAACUAACAGACUUGUUGCAAGGUUGUUCUGACAAGUCCGUUACAUGCUUGAUGUAGCAAGAUUGUUACAACCUUGUGUUGACAACCUGGUAACAUCCUUGUUAUAUCACGGCUGUAACAAACUUGUUGGCACAGUCUUGUAACAAGGCUGAUAAUGCCAUCAAGCUUGUUUUAAGUUGUUAACAGCUUGUUCCAAACUUGUUACAACAAACUUGGAACAAGCAGUGCGAACACAACAUGUUGACAGCUUGUGAACAGACUUGUAACAACUUGUUUGCAGACUUGUUACAAGCUGUGCGUUUUUACGCGUGUAGUGAAGUAUAAAAAUUUUCGGAUGAAUGUACAGAAAUUAUCAGCCUCAGGGAAAAGAGUAUAUCAGGCGUUAUCAUACAAUCACGGCUGUAGCCUUUUUCGGUCUCUAUAAAUUAGGCAAUCGGGUGAGAGCAAUAUUAGUAUAAAAAUAUUAGUUUCUUAUAUACAGUACACAUUUUAAAACACGAACAUAUAGUCAUAGUCAAAGAUGAUUCCAUAAACCGCGGCAUAUAAAACACUGAUAUGCACAUGCAGUCAUACCCACCACAGAUAUAAAUUCAUAUUACACUUACUUGACAUCAUUUAGUACGUUUUCGUCGAGAACAAACCGUUUCUCUCUCUUUCUCUCUGGAAUAACACAAUUCAGUUAGACAAAAUAAUUAUCACUUAUUUACUGAGACCGAGGGAAAGAAUGUGUUUUGUGGACCCGAGACCGCCGUUGUUGCCGGAGGCGAAGCGGAGGGCAACAACGGCGGUCGAGGGCCGGGCCACAAAACACAGUGCUUUCCCAAGGUCUCAGUAAGUAAGUGUUUUGUUAUAUAGUAUAUAAGUGUCAAAGUAUGAAUAAUUCACCGGUUAUUGGAGUGAACUUAAUUUGAAACCAAAACUGGAUAAAUGGAACGCCAUAAAUGUUUAGUAAAAAGUAUAAAAAAUGAACUUUGGAACUUCGUGAUUGACACGCAUGCGUAUUGCACCCAUGUUAUUAUUGACCGGUCAAGAAAUGUUUCAUUGCGGACAGGUUGCCGAACAUGACGUUUUCUGGACCGGCACGUGACACGGUUUUGACCAAUCGGAAAACAGAAAAAUUGAACUUUGACACUAACUAUAUAACAAGAGCGAGACUAUAGACCAUACACUAGAGAGACUGAAGGUGGGCGCACUUUCACCGUUAGAACUAUUAAAGAUUGGAACGCCCUCGAUGUUACAUUGCGCAAACAGAAAUCUAUAUCUAUGUUUAAACUCAGUUUGUAUACUAAAAUUUUAACGGACCAGAAGUCCGCCAUGCGUUUAGAAAUUGCUUAGGUGGGUGGUGGAUUAUUUUAUUUGUAAAUAUAGUAGUUUUAGAGUUUUUAUAAGUUUUAGUAUUGUAUUAGCUUAAUUGUAGUUAUAUAAGGAGGGCCACGAAUUUAUCAGUAGUUCACACUUACUGUCAAGUGUUUACCCUAUGAAAUAAAGUCUGAAAACUGAAAAAACAACACAAUUUGGAAUCGAAAUCGAAUGACAUAAUUUGAAAUGGAAUAACAAAAUUUGAAGUAGAAUACAUAAUGAAUCCUAACCUGAAAACAGGCUCUAUUUUACAAAUAGCCUGACACAAACAUUAAUACGAUAGCUUUCCACCCACAGCAAGUUUAUAUUCAGUAUCCAAUCAAAAUGUUGCACGAGAAAUUUAAAUUUCACACAACGACAACAACAAUCUAAUUAUAGUUGUGAUCACUUUAAAAUAUAUCAUCAACGAUAGUAUAAUCCGGUAAGCACAAAUCAAUCAAAUGACAGAUUAAAAAAUAUUUUGUCUCAUAGACCAAUCAGAUUUACAACCAAAACACACGGUAUCAGGCCUAUUUAUUUAUUUAUAGGCCUGAUCCCAGGUUAAAUGAAAUCCGCCAAUGCUCACAGGUUAGUUAUUGUAAUUGGUGUUUCUUCUAUAAAACGUUCGUGACUUGAUUUAAUUUCGCAUGAUGGUAGGAAAUAACCAAGAAAACAACAAUUCCGAUAGAGAUCUAGAUAAUUUAAAGAAAAUUACACACUAUUGCUCCAAGAGGCAAAUUUCGCGGUCCCCCCAAAAUUAUUCGAUUAAAAAAAUAAUAAAAUAUAGGUACGCAGUGCGUACAUGUUGCAUGCCAUCAGCGCUAGCGCUUAUAACUUUUGGUACAACUGGCCUGAAACUUAAAAUAUUGAUUCAAUAAGUUUAAUAUCAAUAUACUUGUUGAAAAAUAGCUAUUAAUCGGCUAUUAAUUAUAGCUAUUAAUUAUAUUAGUCAAAAUAAAUCUCAUUAUCACGAGAAUAGGCAAUGUUUUUGUAAGCGACUGUUCAUCGUUAGUUGCAAGCGACAACAACAAGGUCAAGGUUUUAUCGAAAGCGAGUGACUGUUUAGUUUAUAACUAAAUAAUGUUAUUUCCUACAAAUUUAGCUUUAUUGUAGCUUUUUAAGUUAUAAACUAUAAUAAAUUGAAAGUAAUUAUUAAACUAUGAUUGAAAUUAUGGAAGUAGAAUGCUAUUUCCUUAGUUUCCUUGUAUUAAAGGUGAUCUACAGUCCGUAUGUAAACAAAGCCUUUGUUUACAUUUUUGUGUCCAAAAUAUUGAGCUUUAUUCGAUAACUAUUUAUAUUUUCAAGCUUCUAGAGUAUAAUGAAUGAUCAAGAAACAACAAUCAGGCUUUUCAAAAACUCAAAACAUAGUUAAACUGUUUGUAUCAUAAUAAGUGGGCUCAUACGUGCACAUGCGCAGAUCGGACUGUAGAUCACCUUUAAAUUUCAAUAGUAUUAAUGAGAAUUUUGUUUGAUAUUUUUAAUAUAUUUCAUGUUUAUAUUUACAAAAUGUAGGCCUACUGUAGUUUUGAAUGCUCGUCGGAAAACUUGGGUUUUUUCGCAUUUUACGAAUCUGCCACGUGAGUUACAACCAUCGGUACUCAAAUUUAGAGCUAUAUGAGAGUUGCAUGCCAUAUAUGGUACGCAACAAAAAUUCCUGCGAAAUUUUCGAAACAGAAAGUAUUUGAAGCCGUGUAUAUGUAUAUUGAUUGAUUGAUUGAUUGAUUUUUUAUUAUUUAGCGCAUUGUAAAUUCAUAAAAAUUUUAAAAACGUGGUAUUAUAGAGAUAAUAUUAAAAUUUUUAAAAAUUGCAAUAAGUUCAGUUUAAUUAAAACUAUACUAUAAAUUAAAAUAUAUUGAUAAGUACAAUAAAAUAUUAUGUUAUGCCUAUAUGGUCGGAACUAAAUGCGCACACUACAAGGGAAGGUACAAAUACAAUUUGGACACGCUAGGUAUCGAUAGUUGUCGUGACUUAAUUUCAGCUGGUGAAUGUAUGCAGCUCUGGCGGUUUUUCAUAUUUCCAACAGUAUUCAGUUGUGAUCGACUUCAUGUUAUAUGCACCAACUAAACAUAUAUUUAUAUCUAAUAUUCUCAGCAUGAGCUCCACCUUUUAAUUUACUAUAUAUACGAGUAAAUUCUUAAACACGUCCGAAUUUAUCAUUAUGAUAAAUUCGCGGCAUAUUUUGAAUAUAUCAUAAUGAUAAAUUCGCGGCAUCUAACUCCUAACCCCCAACCACUAACCCCUAACCUCUAACCAUAACCCUAACUUUUUAAACUUUUUUGACUUUUUUGAAAAUCAAACUUUUUAAACAUUUUUUUCUUUUUUAAAACUUGUUAAAACUUUUUUUAAACUUUUUUAAUUAAACUUUUUUUCUCCCCACCCCUGCGCUGCCUUUUAGUGACAUUACAUUUAUAAUGUAACGAAGCACUCUGAACACUUUACAUAAAGUUCUUUAAUACUGAUCACAAACAAGCAACUUCUCCACAAAAUAUUUCUUCUCACAAUUAUUUCAGCUAUAAAACUUACACACUUUUGUCUCUCUCGCCAUGCGGUCAUACUUCUAAAAUCACAUACGCCAAAAGGUACUUAAUAAGGUGGUCCACUACCAAAAAUUUUUUUUCUCUAUCUUUUAUUACUAUGAAACUCUACUGUUAAUAUGUUGUUAGGUUCAACACCCUGACAAAAAAAAUGUGUUGCUGCCAAACAUUGUUGCCAUGGUUACCGGGAUAAAGCACCCCCCAUUGUGAGAAUUGAUACACUCUUGUAUGCAGGAUUGCUAGAUAAGCAUUAAAGAUAAAAUCCUGAAAUAACUUUUAUUUACUACCUAACAAGAUUGUCUAGGAGUUAAACCUAAAAUAUCAACAUUGUGUCAAUAAGAACGUUUUUGCCAAGCAAUUAUUCGACAUGUAUACAGCUGUCCAAAAAGCAACUGUUACCAUUUCCAAAACUAUUCAACUUACUCUAAAUCUUUUUGGUUUAGCUCCUAGAGCAAUACAUGUUGAGUUUAUCCUGAAAAUUUUAUCAAGAUAGCUUAAAUCGUUCUUGAGAUAUCCUGCACGCAAUCAUGGAAAUCGGCAAUUUUCGCCAAUUUGAGGAAAACGUAUUUAAAGUUAAGCUUUCAUUUUAUCAACAAGAAAACCGCCUCAAAAUGGCAUUAUAAUACUAAAAGUCAAUAGCUACCAUUUCAGAAUGCUCCUGCCUUGUAUGUAGUGCCCUCUUUCUCUUUUGUAUUGUCCUCUUUCUUCUUUUUUUGACCACGCAGGAUCUUUCUCCUCUUCUUCACCGCCGGAGUGUUUCUGUGGUCAGCUUUCUUUACCCGUCUCUUGUCAGAUUUCCCAACCCCAUAUUCAAAAAAUUGUCCUGGCACCAAACCAAGUUCAUUAAAGACUUUUGUUGCAGCCUUGGAACCAAUAUUGAAGUGGGCAACUGCAUCAUAUGCACCAAACUCCAGCACAUCAGCACCAACAAAGAUACUCUUUGGCAGCCUGUUCCAGAUCAUGCCAUUUAAGGACUCAUUCUGGUUUUGAGUUUUUCCGUCCAGACACUUCUUCAGCAGGUCAUCAGAACUAAGCCUAGCAUAAAUUGGUUUAACCAAUUUAAUUAUUUCAUCAGGAAGACCAGGUCCUGGUUUAUACUUGUUAGUAUUGUUUGCCUUGUCUUGCUUAUACCGACACCAACUAUCAGGACCAUCCGGACAGUGUUUGUGGAGUUUUCGCCUUUCAGAGGAAGCGCAAUGAAACAAGCUGGCACGAAUUGAACUCCUCAUGCCAUCUAAAUCUCCAGAAUUACUUCUGAUAGCAAUCCCAUAGUAGUUCUGAAGCUUAUCGAUAAGGGAAUCAGUUAGCUUCCCUUUACCACCAAUUCCUUUUGUUUCUUUCUUCAGUUUCCGUAGAGCCGUCCCAACUCGCUUCUGGACAUGACCGACACAUUCCUUCUUUUCCACAUGUAUAUUUUCAUAAGCAUUUUCCACUUCAUUGUAUGCUUUGCUGUCACCAUCUCCAAAGUACUCGGUAUAUUGCAGCUUACGUGUCUCCUCGCUCCUUCCAAAUAUCCUCUUGAUCCCUUCUGUUUCCAUAGAUGGCGCCGAUCCUUGAUAAUUUGCCUUGCACUGAUGUCUGUCCUGCAUAUCAGCUUUCUUUAAAGCAUCAGUUUGUUUGUCAAUCCUUUGACACCCACGGCAAACUUUUGUCAUUAUUUCAACGUCUAAACAUUUACCGGUGUCUAUCGACAAGGUUGUAACACAACCGUUUAAUGAAGAAUACCCGCGUCGCUGCCAGGUUCCAUCACACGAAACACCACACUUAGUUAUCGAGUUACAAUUCUCUUCAUGCAAUUCAUUCGCAGCAUCUUCCAUGGUUUUCAUAGCCACAGACUUUGCAGCUUUCGACAAGGCAGCAUUACUAGCAUUGUAUGCUUUAUAAUGUAAUGGUGGUGGCAUGUUCAUGUAGGAGCAAAAGCGUUUCAUCGAUGCAUGUCCUUGUCCAAUACUUCUCAUGGCAUAAACAAAUCUUCGGUUAAUGUCAAAAGAAUGUUGAACCUUCUUCGAAGUAUAAAAGGUAUAAACCCAUCCACAAUCUUUACACCGUACUCUAAGAUGAGAAGCACUGCCCUUUCGCUCACGUGGUUCAUCCUCUAAGACAAAGCAUGAAUUUCCACACUCUUUACAAAUCAUUUGAGUAAAAAGUUCACCAAGCAAUUCCAUGUCAAUGAAACGGUACCCGGUUACAUUUGGCUUGCUUUGGGUCCCACGUUGUGGAUUUUGGGUGCCUAUUUUUCGAGCAGAAGCAGAAACGGUAUGACCUGUUCCGGUCGAUGUCGAUUGCUCAGACAGCUCAGUGGUAUCAUUGUUUACACUCUCGACUACACGAGGUUUCUUAGCAGAAUGUAAGAAUUGAUUGCCACGAAAUUUCCGUUUUCUUGGUCUUGAACCUUGUCUUGGCAUUGUAAAUAUACAAUUUAAUAAGAAUCGAAAAACAGCUAUACCCAAACCCAAAAUAUCCAACAGCGAAAAACACAAAAUUUACUUGAAGUUUGAUCACCAAAAUGAGCUUCAAAGCGAAAGCCCACAAAAUCCAAAACAAAUUUUCAGCGGCUUUUUCAAAUAGGCAGUAUACUCUACUUCAUGUAACAUAUGCAAAAUAGUUACAAAAUGGCGUCUGUGUGGGUUUUUACUCGGUUUUUACCACCAAAACAGCCGUUGCUAAGGGCGUUGUUAGGGCAAAAAUAUGCCAAAGGCUUAGGAAUUUUCUCAUUUUCUUGGAUUUCAAGCUUUUUUUACGGAAUAAAAACCCACACAUAUGAUUAACAACAGUUUAUAGUAUAUAAAUAUGUGUAUUUUAAAAAUUCACUAAUUUCAAAAUAAAAGUCAAAUUUUUAGUAGUGGACCACCUAAUUAUUACAUACUCCAAAAGACACUUCUUCACAAUAACUAAAAGUGCUGUCUAAUGCUUGUGGUUUUAUGAUUAACUCUAUUGAUAAAUUCAAAAUGUGCCGCGAAUUUAUCACAAUGAUAAAUUCGGACGUGUUUAAGAAUUUACUCAUAUAGUCAAAUUCAAAGGUGGAGCUCAUGUUGAGUCUCUUGAGGUCAUGCAGUAUCUUAUUUCCAGACAUGCAUGUAAACAUGGAUACUGUAAAUGAUGCUUGCUAUUUUUUUUUUCAUUUUCCACCACAGCGAAGGCAAUUGAAAAAUAUUUCUACUACACUACAACUGUUUGUAUGUCGGCUCAAGAAGCAUUCCUAGAGUCAAUCAGUUAUUGGUAUUGGCUGGUAACCACAGCUUGUGUAUCUGCACUGGUUUCUGGAGUAACGAUGGCUUGGUAUUUCAAACCAGCAGCAAAGCCACCUGCUCAGUCACACGACGAAAACCUUGUUGAAAUCAGAAAGCCGAUUCAGGAAGAAUCUCAAGACAGAGAGACUGUUAUCGAAACUGAUAGAGUAAAAAUUAAAUAAUGCAUACUGACAAAAAAUGCUACUCUUUGGUUAUAUGAUAAAGACUUCACGACAUGGCAACUCUCAGAUAUAUAUAAUCAUAAUCAUAGAUUAAAUUAUUAAACUCUGC